CAAUAGCGAAGCAAACAGGCUUGAUUAAUUUCCUAAGAGGAGGAGGAGGAGGAGGAAGGCUGGAUCGUGGCCAAUCGCGAGAGAAAGGAAGACGUGCAGCAGUGGGGGGUUUGGUGACCUUUGAGGAGGAGGAGGAGGAGGCAGCAGCUGUGCAUUUCACGGAGGAGGAGUGGAUCUCCUGGAUCCGGGCCAAAGCGCUCCGCACAGGGAAGCCAUGGAGGAGAAUUAUGAGAUUGGAGCCUCUUUCAAAUCGGAGCUCAAUUCCUGUUUGGAAGACGGAGAGGAUCUUCUUAUUCAGGUUCCCAAAGAGGAGGAGACCUCAGCAGAACGAGACCUCGCUUCCUGUAAGGAAGAAGGAGAAAGUUUGUUUAUCCAGGUCCCCAAAGAAGAGGAGGAGGAGACCUCAGCAGAGCUAGGCCUCAUUUCCUGUUGGGAAAGAGGAGAAGAAGAAGAUCCACUUAUCCAGGGUCUCAAAGAAGAGGAGGCGGAGACAUCAGCAGAACCAGACCUCAUUUCCUGUUGGGAAGAAGGAGAAGAUCCGGUGAUGCAGGAACCCAAAGAAGAGGAGGAGACCUCAGCAGGAUACAUCUGGGGGGUCAAGGCUGAGGGAGAACCAUCUGAAGUAUCACUGGAAAAAGCUGAGGAGCAGAUGCAGGAGCAGAAACUGAGGAGUCAAGAUGGAGCAAAGAGACAAGAGGAGAGACAGACUCACACAGGGGACAAACCUCAUACAUGCUUGGAGUGUGGAAAGAGCUUCAGGUGGAGUAGCAACCUUACUUCGCAUCAAAGAUGUCACACCGGGGAUAAACCUUAUAAAUGCUUGGCGUGUGGAAAGAGUUUCAGUCGGAGUAGCGACCUUACUUCGCAUCAAAGAUGUCACACCGGGGAUAAACCUUAUAAAUGCUUGGAAUGUGGAAAGAGCUUCAGGUGGAGUAGCAACCUUACUUCGCAUCAAAGAACUCACACAGGGGACAAACCUUAUCAAUGCGUGGAGUGUGGAAAAAGCUUCAGUGAGAGAUGCGCCCUUAUGGUGCAUCAAAGAACCCACACAGGGGACAAACCUUAUAAAUGCUUGGAGUGUGGAAAGAGCUUCUAUCGGAGUAGCCACCUUACUUCGCAUCACAGAACUCACACAGGGGACAAACCUUAUAAAUGCUUGGAGUGUGGAAAGAGCUUCAGUCAGAGUGGCCAAUUUACUUCGCAUCAAAGAUGUCACACUGGAGACAAACCUUAUAAAUGCUUGGAGUGUGGAAAGAACUUCAGUCAGAGUAGCCAACUUACUUCUCAUCAAAGAACUCACACUGGCGAUAAACCUUAUAAAUGCUUGGAGUGUGGAAAGAGCUUCAGUCAGAGUUGCAGCCUUACUGUGCAUCAAAGAACUCACACAGGGGACAAACCUUAUAAAUGCUUGGAGUGUGGAAAGAGCUUCAGUCAGAGUAGCACCCUUACUUCGCAUCAAAGAACUCACACAGGGGACAAACCUUAUCAAUGCUUGGAGUGUGGAAAGAGCUUCAGUUACAGUAGCAACCUUAGUUCACAUCAAAAAUGUCACACCGGGGACAAACCAUAUAAAUGCUUGGAGUGUGGAAAGAGCUUCAGUCGGAGUAGUGACCUUACUUCACAUCAAAGAACUCACAGAGGGGACAAACCUCAUAAAUGCUUGGAGUGUGGAAAAAGCUUCAGUCAAAAUAGCCACCUUAUGGUGCAUCAAAGAACUCACACAGGGGACAAACCUUAUCAGUGCUUGGAGUGUGGAAAGAGCUUCUGUCAGAAUAGCCAUCUUACUUCGCAUCACAAAACUCACACUGGGGACAAACCUUAUCAAUGCUUCGAGUGUGGAAAAAGCUUCAGAUGGAGUAGCGCCCUUACGGUACAUCAAAGAAGUCACACAGGGGACAAACCUUAUCAAUGCUUCGAGUGUGUAAAAAGCUUCAGAUGGAGUAACGCCCUUACUUCGCAUCAAAGAAUUCACACAGGGGACAAACCUCAUAAAUGCUUGGAGUGUGGAAAGCGCUUCAGUGAGCGAUGUGCCCUUACUUUGCAUCACAGAACUCAUACAGGGGACAAACCUUAUCAAUGUUUGGAGUGUGGAAAGAGCUUUUGUCAGAGUGGCCAGCUUGCUUCGCAUCACAAAACUCACACCGGGGACAAACCUUACAAAUGCUUCGAAUGUGGAAAGAGCUUCAGUCAGAGUGGCCACCUUACUUUGCAUCACAAAACUCACACAGGCAACAAACCUUAUAAAUGCUUGGAGUGUGGAAAGAGCUUCAGAUGGAGUAGCGCCCUUACGAUGCAUCAAAGAAGUCACACAGGGGACAAACCUCAUAAAUGCUUGGAGUGUGGAAAGAGCUUCAGUCAGAGUAGUGCCUUUAGUAGUCAUAAAAGAACUCACACAGGGGAAAAACCUUAUGAAUGCUUGGAGUGUGGAAAGAGCUUCAGGUGGAGUAGCCACCUUACUUCGCAUCAAAGAACUCACACAGGAGACAAACCUUAUAAAUGCUUCGAGUGUGGAAAGAGCUUCAGGUGGAGUAGCCUCCUUACUAGGCACCACAAAACUCAUACAGGGAACAAACCUUAUAAAUGCUUCGAGUGUGGAAAGAGCUUCAGUCAGAGUUGCCACCUUACUUCGCAUCAAAGAACUCAUACAGGUGACAAACCUUAUCAAUGCUUCGAGUGUGGAAAGAGCUUCAGUCGGAGUGACAGCCUUACUUCGCAUCAAAGAACUCACACAGGAGACAAACCUUAUAAAUGCUUGGAGUGUGGAAAGAGCUUCAGUCAGAAUAGUGCCUUUAAUAGUCAUAAAAGAACUCACAGAGGGGACAAACCUUAUGAAUGCUUGGAGUGUGGAAAGAGCUUCAGUGACAGUAGUGCCUUUAGUAGUCAUAAAAGAACUCACACAGGGGACAAAUCUCAUAAAUGCUUGGAAUGUGGAAAGAGCUUCAGUCGGAGUAGUGCCCUUACAGAGCAUCAAAGAACUCACACAGGAGACAAACCUUAUAAAUGCUGGGAGUGUGGAAAGAGCUUCAGUCAGAGUAGUGCCUUUAGUAGUCAUAAAAGAACUCACACAGGGGACAAACCUUUUCAAUGCUUGGAGUGUGGAAAGAGCUUCAGUCAGAGUAGUGCCCUUACUUUGCAUCACAGAACUCACACAGGAGACAAACCUUAUCAAUGCUUCGAGUGUGGAAAGAGCUUCAGUCUUGGUAGCCACCUUACUUCGCAUCAAAGAACUCAUACAGGGGACAAACCUUAUACAUGCUUCCAGUGUGGAAAGAGCUUCAGUGACAGUAGCCACCUUACUUCGCAUCAAAGAAGUCACACAGGAGACAAACCUUACAAAUGUUUGGAGUGUGGAAAGAGCUUCAAUCACUAUAGCACCCUUAGUAAACAUGAAAGAAUUCACACAGGGGACAAACCUUUUCAAUGCUUGGAGUGUGGAAAGAGCUUCAGUCAGAGUGGCCACCUUACUUUGCAUCAAAGAACUCACACAGGAGACAAACCUUAUAAAUGCUUGGAGUGUGGAAAGAGCUUCAGUCGGGGUAGCCACCUUACUUUGCAUCAAAUAACUCACACAAGAGGCAAACCUUAUAAAUCCUUGGAGUGUGGAAAGAGCUUCAGUCAGAGUAGCACCUUUACUUCACAUCAAAGAACUCACACAGGGGACAAACCUUAUAAAUGCUUGAAGUGUGGAAAGAGCUUCAGUCAGAGUUGUAGCCUUACUGUGCAUCAAAGAACUCACACAGGAGACAAACCUUAUAAAUGCUUGGAGUGUGGAAAGAGCUUCAUUACGAGUAGCCACCUUACUUUGCAUCAAAGAACUCACUCAGGGGACAAACCUUAUACAUGCUUCGAGUGUGGAAAGAGCUUCAGCUGGAGUAGCCAGCUUACUUUGCAUCAAAGAAUUCACACAGGGUACAAACCUUAUACAUGCUUCGAGUGUGGAAAGAGCUUCAGUCAGGGUAGCUACCUUUCUGUGCAUCACAAAACUCAUACAGAUUGCAUGUAUCCGCAGGGACCUUGACUCUGAUGUUGUGACAGAUGAAUCCAUUGAAGUGUCCGGAGCACGGCCUUGUCUUUCUUUAUUGGAUGAGUUUCAGUUGGUGCAGCUCGAGGAA
Molecule: messenger RNA, 4112 nt
Organism: Rhineura floridana
Lineage: Eukaryota; Metazoa; Chordata; Lepidosauria; Squamata; Rhineuridae
Product: zinc finger protein 850-like
Exons: 8
Coding region: 215-4018 (1267 amino acids)
Biological process (GO): regulation of transcription by RNA polymerase II
Molecular function (GO): DNA-binding transcription factor activity; RNA polymerase II cis-regulatory region sequence-specific DNA binding
Source: RefSeq, a predicted model, not a curated record